UGUGUGUUCAUUUUAGAUAAGGGUAAAUGUUCAGUUAAGAGCUUUUUCCACAGUAGGUUCCUGUUUUUAUCUCAUGGGGAUUGUAGCAUUCCUCUGGUUUUGUGUGUGAGAGUCAAAGGAGUAAAGGGUAUGUGUUCUAUUUUUAGCCUAUUUUUUAAUCACCAGCUCAAUGAAAUGGGUGUCAUCAGCAGGGAACCGGUCACCAAGGUAAGACGACAGCAAAGUAAACAGGCUUGCUUGGCUGUCUCCGGUAAUAAGACAGACCUGUCCUCUAUACUCCGGCAGCUUAUGAUUCUAUCACCAAAUGUGUGGCUUUUAUAUUUGUUGCUCGGGUGUUGUGGCCAAUUGCUAGUACUGUAGUAGUCACACCAUGAUAUUAAUCAUCUUAGCUAUGAUAUUAAUGUAAUUACUACACAUACUAAAUGAUAAUAUAAAAUGCAUGCCAGUAUUUGGUUGACACUCCCACAUAGUAGGUGGAGGUUUUGCAUCUAUUUAAAGGGGAAUUAUGCUGAAAUUUUAAACUUGGCGUGAAUAAUUCAUGGAAGAAUUUUCAUUUUUCUGCAGAGUUUCCCUUUAACAUUUUGUCUUAAAGGACCAAUGCAGGGUUUUUAGGAGGAUCUAUUGACAGAAAUGCAAUAUAAUAUACAAAGCAAUUUCUUCAGAGGUGUAUUAAGACCUUACGUAAUGAACCGUUAUGUUUGUGAUAACUUAGAAUAAGUUGUUUAUAUCUACACACAAAGCAACCAUCCAUACAUUGAAUUUGCCGCCAUGUUUGGGUCCGUGUACUUUUGCGUCCAUUCGUUUUUCUUUUUUUAACAACUAUAUAAAAAACAAAAAAUGUGCUUUUCUUUAUAUUUGUUUUCAAGUUAAUGGAGAGAUUAACCACAAACAAAGUAAAUUUUCUUAUUUAAAAUUAUUUUAUAAAUGAAAAUCAAAUUAUUGGUAUACAACUAUUUUUUCAGUUUUACAAAAAUUCAAUUUUUGAUUCUUGCAUUUUAUUUGAGUUGACCCGGAACAUUUAUUUGAUGACCAUUUCGUCGCCACGUUGAUUACGUUUAAGGUGAACCGCUACACGUGCAGGAUUAGUUCAGCAAAAAGAUGGAGCAGUACGUUCUUUUUAAAGGAAGCAAAAGGGUAACGUUGAAGGACGAUGACAUGAGCGCGGAGAAGAUAGGUCGAAUUUUUCAGGUUUCAUCGCAGACUCUGUAUUUGACAGAUGAUUCGAAUAUAGCAAUUUUCCCGGCACAGUCGGGUUUCUUCAGUGUCCUAGACUUCACUGCACGUGGGCAUUAUGAGGUCCAUGGGGAUGAAGUGGAGAAAGGGGUUCUCACCCCAGGAACACCCCUCUCAACCCCAGCAGCCUCCCAGCGUUUCUCCUUUACACGCAAUACUCCACCCUCUGCAGCUGCUGGUUCACCUGCGGCGGCUGUUGCAGGACCUCCGAAAGCCGCCAUGACUCGAUCAUUUCAGAGAUCCAUUUACAUAGCUGAUUUAGUAAACGGCAAACUGAGGCCAAGCAGGAUGGUGGUAGUUCGUUUCAUGGAAUGUGAGGCUACAGUACAUGGCAUUAUUGGGAAAGUUCAAGAUGCUCUUGGCAGUUAUGAUCCUGUAAUUCUCACCGAUGUCCAGGGCAAUGAGAUACUUGACUCUGAAGGAACUAAAGGAUCCAUCUACUGGAAGCAAAAUGCCCGCAAGGUAUUUGCCAUUGCAGAGCACGACUUCACAGAAUAUCAAGGCAGCAAGAGGAAAAGAAGCUCAAGUCGGAAAGAUGAUGAAACAUCAAGUCUACAAGAUGUCUAUGAUAAGAUAGAAGAAGUGGUGCUGGCAUCACAGGGCCUUCAGCAAGUUAUCUCAAAUAUCAAAGAGCUUUCUGAGCUGUCCAGUCAAACACCUGCCAAAACCUUGACUGAAGUCCAAACAGAGAAAAUAAAAGCAGCUUUCACUUGCAUAGUCUGCAAAGGACCCAUUGAUCAACCAGUAUUUGCCACCUGCUGUAGAAGCCUGAUCGGAUGCAAACUUUGUGUUGAUCAGUGGAUGGCUACUUCAUCACAGUGCUUAAAAUGCAGAGAGGAAGCUCUUAGCAACCACAUCUUUCUUGCAGCAGGUCUCUCUGAAGCUUUGUUAGCUCUUGGUGACAUCAUUAGGGUAGAGUAGGCCUACAUUACCCAGGAAAAAAUGUUUAGCUGUUCAGCAAUUCAAGUUUAGUUCAGUAGUUUAUUUGACAGUUGUUGUGUUGCACAACUACUUAAAACAAGAACUAAAAAGAAAUACUUUAAUUGAUCAGCAUCAUGUUGAUGCUUAAAUUUGUGUGUAAUAUUUUGUUUCUAGAAAAAACACUUGAUGGAAAGCAGCAUUGAACAAUUAGAAGGCAUGCUCUUUAAGAGUAUCUUUGAGUUAAAUUUACUAAACAGACCAAAGCCUCUUUAAAAGGCAAAAAGUUUUUGUUGACCGUAUUAUUGAGCAAGUACGUGAUGUCUGGCCACUUUUCUGAAAACAGUUGUUCCACUGUAGCCUUCUCAUGUUCACUUGUAAAAGGGUCUGUUUCAAAGGCCGAAACCCUUGUCAAAGAUGAUCCCAGUGUGUUCAUGUACAGAUCAGCUGCUUCAGUUCCAUGAGGCAGUAGUGCUGCUGAGAUUUUUUUUGAACAACCACCCUGUGCAAUCUGGUUGGGGAUUCCUUUUCCUGUAGUAAAUGGGACAUGUUAACUUGUAAUAAAUGUUUAAAUGUCAA
Messenger RNA from Triplophysa dalaica, 2730 nucleotides. RefSeq lists its product as uncharacterized. Lineage: Eukaryota; Metazoa; Chordata; Actinopteri; Cypriniformes; Nemacheilidae. The record is from RefSeq and is a predicted model, not a curated record. Bases 1099 to 2154 code for a protein of 351 amino acids. The transcript is spliced from 6 exons.